Molecule: messenger RNA, 1182 nt
Organism: Malus domestica (apple)
Lineage: Eukaryota; Viridiplantae; Streptophyta; Magnoliopsida; Rosales; Rosaceae
Source: RefSeq, a predicted model, not a curated record
AGAAAAUGACAAUGUCCAACUCUUCCCAUGAUAUGAUAUACUUGUAAACCAACUUCUAGCUCUCCUACUACUUCCCCCUCUUCAUACCAUGUUUCAUCUUGAUCAGGGUCAAAACUUCCCUAGAAAUCACCUCUAUCGAACCCACCAUGUUCAUAGCAGCGCCAAUCGUGAUAGCGCAGAAGAAAACGAUUUUGAUUUUUGGAAACAAGCACAUACAUAUGAAGACUUUGGCUGUUACUCACCGGUAACAUGGGAAACAAACACGUUGAGAUCAAACAUGAAAGACGACGAGUCUUCUCCUUUGCUUCCACACAACCAUCAUUACAGCAUUCCUUGUCCAACACCGUCAAGAGAAGAAAUAAUUCUUCAAAGCAGGAAGGACCUUAUGGAAAUGAUCCAAGACAUGCCCGAGUCCUGUUACGAAAUUUCUCUAAAAGACUUUGUCGAUGAGCAACAAAGUACGCAGGGGGUUAAAGAAGAAAACAAUGUUCAAGAGACGAGUUUUGAUUUUCACAUUGAACCCCAAGUCAGGAAGCAAAAGAGAAAAACGCAGAAAGGCUAUACGACACGCCAGAUAUCAAGGACUUCAAGCAUGGAGAGUGAAAUUUUCUUGAUUAAGGUGUUCUUUCCAACUUUUCUAGGUUCAAAGAAGAAAGAAAAGGCACCUGAGAAUCGCUCGAAAGUUUCCCCAAGGCCGUCAGCUGGGGGACCUGAGAACCACAAUGAUUGGUCUAAGAUCCGUAAGUUUUUCCUAAAUAAAAAGAGUGGCGCAAGUUGCAGUAGCGGGAGUACUAGUAGUAGCAGCAACAGCAGCACAACAAGGUCUGUUACAUGCAGGUCUUCCGGUAGCAAUAUCUUAACUGGUUGCUGGUUCAUCCGCAGCAAGAAAAGCAAAAGCAAGAGACAAAGGGGAUUAGUUAUGUGAAGAUUAAUUAUGCUAACUAGAAAAAUCUACUAAUUUCUCCAAGGUAUCGUAGUGUUAGAAUAAUAUUGUAAAUUUUAAAAGAAGUCGAAAUCAUGUGGCUGAGAAGUGAGUCCAAGUCAUUGAAUUCUCGAACAAUUCAAUUAAGAUGUAUAAAUAUAAGUUGUGUACUCAUAUGAUAGUGUGUAUUCAAGUUAAAAAACCAGUUUCAUUUUAAUUAUAUUUUAUUGCAAGUGAUUCAAGGCUAUGUAUCUUCCAAC